This is a messenger RNA of Impatiens glandulifera, 1533 nucleotides long. Its product is annotated as cation/calcium exchanger 1-like. Gene Ontology annotation, cellular component: membrane. Lineage: Eukaryota; Viridiplantae; Streptophyta; Magnoliopsida; Ericales; Balsaminaceae. Gene Ontology annotation, molecular function: monoatomic cation transmembrane transporter activity. The transcript has a single exon. The record is from RefSeq and is a predicted model, not a curated record. Gene Ontology annotation, biological process: monoatomic cation transport; transmembrane transport. The coding region runs from base 1 to 1533 and encodes 510 amino acids.
AUGGAUCUUGAUCUUGGAAUUUGCAGAGACCUUCACACCUUCAAUGGAAACCAAGCCAAAUGCAUUUACAUCAAAACCAAUUUUCUCGAAUGUCAAUCAACUGGCUACAUAAACUAUCUCCAACUCUUUUAUUGCAAUUCAAAUCAAACAAAUCUACAAUCCUACAUUCUCUUCUUCCUUUGGCUCUUAUUACUUUUCUACCUAUUAGGUGAUACAGCUUCAACUUACUUCUGUUCAUCCCUUAAAGGUUUAUCAAAAACCCUAAAUCUCUCCCCAACAGUUGCAGGCGUCACACUUCUCUCAUUAGGAAACGGCGCACCCGAUGUUUUCGCCAGCAUAGUCUCCUUCAUCGGGGACGACGCCGGCGCAAAUGAAGUCGGGAUCAAUAGUAUCCUCGGCGGAGCAUUCUUUGUCUCCACCGCUGUUGUGGGUAUAAUCUGUAUUUCUAUUGGGAAGAAUCAAGUGUCGAUUAACAGAAAUGGUUUCAUAAGAGAUGUUUUGUCUCUAAUGUUCUGUCUUUCCUGUUUAGCAACCAUUGUUUUUGUCGGGAAAUUGAAUUUGUUCGUUGCUGUUGGUUUCUUGUUUAUGUAUACCCUCUAUGUGUUUCUAGUCUCCGCAUCAGAAUUCUGCGACGGCGGCGGUGGAAGGAAGAAAUUGGUCUUGCCGGUAACAACCCAUUUAGAGACACCACUUCUAUUGCCGGCGAACAGUGUCUCCGAUGAAAAAUCCUCCACCGGCGGCGAGAAUAAAAAGUGGGUUAUGAUUCUAACACGAUUUAUAAUGUUACCCAUCGAUUUACCAAGAAGAUUAACGAUUCCUAAUGUGAAUGAAGAGAAUUGGUCGAAGCCAUUUGCAGUCAUUUCAGUUGGAUUAUCCCCUGUUUUCUUAGGUUUGAUAUGGAUAAUCCCAAAUGAAGAAAACCCAAAUCCAACUCCCCUGUUAUAUUUGGCGGCGGCCGGAGUUAUGACAGGAUCGGUGGCUUUCUUCACGACUAACCGAUCAAAACCGCCGGCGCCGGAAAAACGUGUGUUAAUCCCAUGGUUGGUAAGUGGGUUUGUGAUGAGUAUAGUUUGGAGUUAUCUAUUAGCUGAAGAACUUGUUUCUCUAUUACUUUCAUUAGGGCUUAUAAUAGGAAUCAGCCCUUCAAUUCUAGGGUUGACUGUCCUUGCUUGGGGUAAUUCAUUAGGUGAUAUAGUGGCAAAUUUGACAAUGGCUAGGAAUGAUGGGGUUAGUGGGGCACAAAUAGCUAUAACUGGAUGUUUUUGUGGGCCGAUUUUUAAUACUUUAGUUGGCUUGGGUUUGUCGUUUUCUGUUGCUUGUUGGAAGACUUAUCCGUUGAGAUAUCAGAUUCCAACGGCUAUGGAUUAUGAUGUUUAUGAGACUAUGGGUUUCAUGGCGGUUAGUUUGGUUUGGUCGUUGGUUGUGUUGCCUAUGACGGGAAUGAAGCUUGGGAGGGUUUAUGGUGGUGGUUUAUUGGUUGUAUAUUUGUGUUUUCUUUCUCUUAAAAUUGUUAGAGUUGUUGGUCUUAUUUAA